This is a messenger RNA of Aptenodytes forsteri (emperor penguin), 3839 nucleotides long. It is a transcript of the gene NEBL, whose product is annotated as nebulette. Lineage: Eukaryota; Metazoa; Chordata; Aves; Sphenisciformes; Spheniscidae. Gene Ontology annotation, biological process: cardiac muscle thin filament assembly. The transcript has 26 exons. Gene Ontology annotation, cellular component: Z disc. The record is from RefSeq and is a predicted model, not a curated record. Gene Ontology annotation, molecular function: actin filament binding.
AAAAUGCGAGUAUCUGUCAUUCAGGAUUUCAGGGAAGGUGAAAAUGAGGAUGGGGAGGAAGAAGAAAAGGUCUUCCUCAAGCCUGUUAUUGAGGACAGAAAUAUGGAACUGGCCCGAAAAUGCAGUGAAAUUAUAAGUGAUAUACACUAUAAAGAAGAGUUUAAAAAAUCUAAAGGCAAGUGCAUAUUUGUACCUGACACCCCGCAGCUAAAACAUGUGAAAAGUCUUAAUGCUUUUAUUUCUGAGGUGAAGUAUAAAGGAGCUGCUAAGAAAGACCUUUCCAACUCUCUUUAUCAGCAGAUGCCAGCCACAAUUGACAGUGUAUUUGCAAAAGAAUUAACACAACUUCAGAGCAAGGUUCUCUAUAAACAAAAACAUUAUGCUGAGAAAGGAACUUCAGAUUAUGCACAUAUGAAGGAGCCUCCAGAUAUUAAGCAUGCUAUGGAAGUCAAUAAAUACCAGAGUGAUGUAUCGUAUAAGAAGGAUGUGCAAGAUACUCAUAGAUACACUGAAGUGCUGAAUAGGCCAGACAUAAAGAUAGCAACUGAGAUAACAAAGAUAAUAAGUGAUGCUGAGUACAAGAAAAGAAGGGGCGAGAUGAAUAAGGAGCCUGCUGUACUUGGAAGACCAGAUUUUGAACAUGCUAAAGGAGUUUCAAAACUGUUAAGCCAAGUGAAAUACAAAGAGCAGUUCAGUAAGGAAAUGAAGAGCCACCAGUACAAUCCUCUUGACAGUGCUUCCUUCAAGCAAACACAGAUUGCAUCCACCUUGGCAAGUGAUGUGAAUUACAAGAAAGAUUUGGAAAGCCUACAUGAUCCAGCCUCUGAUCUACCAAACCUGCUAUAUUUAAACCAUGCUUUAAAUAUCAGCAAAACACAUAGUGAUGUCAAGUACAAAGAAAAUUAUGAAAAAUCUAAAGGCAGGACAAUGCUGGAGUUUGUGGAUACACCAAUGUAUCAAGUUUCAAAGGAGGCUCAAAAGAUGCAAAGUGAGAAAAUGUAUCGCAAAGAUUUUGAAGAAGGGAUCAAGGGAAGACCCUCAAUGGAUUUAGACAAGACCCCAGAGUUCUUGCAUAUAAAACAAGUCACUAGCCUUCUGAAAGAGAAAGAAUAUUAAAAAGAUUUGGAAGAAGGGAUGAAAGGAAAAGGAAUGACAGUGUUUGAAGAUACACCAGAUUUGAUUAGAGUGAAAAACGCAGCUCAGAUACUAAAUGAGAAACAAUACAAGAAAGACCUGGAAACUGAAAUUAAAGGAAAGGGCAUGCAAGUUGGUCCAGAUACUCCUGAGAUAAGACGAGCCAAGAAAGCUUCUGAAAUUGCAAGCAUGAAAGAAUACAGGAAAGACUUGGAGAAUGAAAUUAAAGGAAAGGGAAUGGGAGUGGGCAUGGAUACACCCGACAUACAACGAGCCAAAAAAGCUUCUGAAAUUGUAAGCCAGAAAGAAUAUAAAAAGGAUCUGGAGACUGAAAUUAUAGGAAAAGGGAUGCAAGUUGGCCCAUAUACUCCUGAAAUACAACGGGUCAAAAGGGCUUCAGAAAUAGCAAGCCAGAAAAUGUACAAAGAUGAAGCAGAGAAGAUGCUCUGUAACUAUUCUGCUGUCCCAGACACUCCAGAGAUGGAGAGGAUAAAAAGUACUCAGAAAAACAUCAGUUCAGUGUUUUAUAAGAAGGAAGUAGGAGCUGGCACAGCUGUAAAAGAGACUCCAGAGAUUGAAAGAGUAAAGAAAAAUCAACAGAAUAUUAGUUCGAUUAAAUACAAGGAAGAAAUUCAACAUGCAACAACUAUUUCUGAUCCACCUGAACUAAGGAGAGUUAAGGAAAACCAGAAGAAUAUUAGCAAUGUUCAGUACAAAGAACAGCUCUGCAAAGCUACACCUGUGAGUGUCACCCCUGAGAUCGAAAGAGUCAAGAGGAAUCAAGAGAAUGUCAGCAUGGUUCACUACAGAGAGCAGCCUGGCAAAGCUACUGCUGUGAGUGUCACUCCUGAGAUAGAGAGAGUCAAGAAGAAUCAAGACAAUAUCAGCUCGGUCAAGUACAGCAGUGAUCAGAGGCAGAUGAAAGGUAGACGUAGUGUGCUUCUAGACACACCUGAGCUAAGGCAUGUCAAAGAAACACAAAACAACAUCUCAAUGGUAAAAUACCAUGAAGAUUUUGAGAAGACAAAGGGCAGAGGCUUCACCCCAGUGGUAGAUGAUCCUGUAACAGAGCGUGUGCGGAAAAACACCCAAAUUGUGAGUGAUGCAGCAUAUAAAGGUGUGCAUCCACAUAUCGUUGAAAUGGAUAGAAGACCUGGGAUAAUUGUUGAUCUUAAAGUUUGGCGCACAGAUCCUGGCUCCAUCUUCGACAUUGAUCCUCUGGAGGACAAUAUUCAGUCUAGGAGUCUGCAUAUGCUUUCUGAAAGAGCAAGCCGUUACAGUAAGCAGUAUUUACAUUCUACCAGUUUGGGAGAUUAUAAAUCAGAUGGCUCUGACACGAACCCUACCUUUUCUUACUGCAGUGAGAUAACAAGGCCAUCUGACGAAGGAGCCCCUGUUCUCCCUGGGGCAUAUCAGCAAAGCCAGUCCCAAGGGUAUGGAUACAUGCACCAGACCAGUAUGUCAUCCAUGAGGUCCAUGCAUUCACAGCCUCAUUCAGCAGGUCUGAGAACAUACAGAGCUAUGUAUGACUACAGUGCUCAAGAUGAAGAUGAAGUUUCCUUCAGGGAUGGUGAUUAUAUCAUCAAUGUGCAACCAAUUGAUGAUGGCUGGAUGUAUGGUACUGUUCAGAGAACUGGGAAAACAGGAAUGCUUCCAGCAAAUUAUAUUGAGUUUGUUAACUAAUUUUUGUCUCUAGUCCUUUGAGCUUUAUUAUGAUUUACUCAAAAUCUAACCUUUUAGAAUGGUCAGCAGAAUCUUUUAAGAGUACAUGUUCAUUACUUUAUCACUGCUAUAACAGUCUGCAUUCUCACUCAGAAUCCGAUUUGGAGUACUUUAAAGUAAAGAUAAAAAAAUCAACAAGAAGCUCAGAGCUUUGAAAACAGCAUUGAUUAUAAUAGUGCUCCCUCAAAAUGAAAAACAUAUAGGGAAGCCUGGUGCUGCCAAUCCUAUAAAGAUUUCAGUCAAUUAGCUGUAAAGGGGAAAUACCUUUUCCCUACACCUCAAAGACGUGAUUUCUCUUUAUAAUAACAACUAUAAAAUCGAUUCACUUCUUAUGGCACUCUAAAGUCACAGGAGGUUAACACAUUGAGUUUGAAUACAUCUUCAAAUUAUUAGGGAGGUGUUUAAUGUUUGAGCAGUUAGCGUCCUAAUAAAAAUAAAAAUGUUGAGUAGAUAAUUCAAUCAUUUGAAAUAAUGACAAGUAAUAUGCUAGUAAAAAAAAACACCCAAAAAACCCUACUGCCCAGCAGCCUUACAGUAAACAGGUCUAUUUUAACAGCAAAAAUUUCCUGACUCUUGCAUACCCACAUUUGUUCCUGGAUUACCCAUUUUCUCUGAUUUCCAACAGUGACUUCUUCUAUCAGCUUUGCUUGCAUCCCCGUCUAUCAGGUAGAUCUAUGCCUGGAUUCAUGGUUCUUCAGUAUCUUUUCCACAGAAAAUUCCUUGCAAAGACUAUCUAGAGUAUAAAACCUGUGAGCUCUUCUGUUUCCUUCUAAUAAUACUUAGCAUUUAAAUAGAAACUUCCAUUAGGGCAAUGUACAACCAAUACUUCAUGUUAGUUCCUUUACCUUCACCUAUACUGCUGUAAAUAAAUAUCCUGUGUGAGGCCCCAGUGCUGUGCAGUCACACAAAGCCUGCAGUCACAUCCCUCCUUCUUACCACAGGUAACUCGCUUAAUGGCUGCUUUGCUGAUGAGCUAAUGUACC